Molecule: messenger RNA, 3097 nt
Organism: Antechinus flavipes (yellow-footed antechinus)
Lineage: Eukaryota; Metazoa; Chordata; Mammalia; Dasyuromorphia; Dasyuridae
Product: zinc finger protein 497-like
Exons: 4
Coding region: 904-2997 (697 amino acids)
Biological process (GO): regulation of DNA-templated transcription
Molecular function (GO): RNA polymerase II cis-regulatory region sequence-specific DNA binding; DNA-binding transcription factor activity, RNA polymerase II-specific
Source: RefSeq, a predicted model, not a curated record
UGUGGGGCGGAGGGCGCCUCCCAGCCCAGCUCUCCCUGCGGGAGAGGCCCUGGGCGACCCCGCAGCCCGAGGCAGUCCGCGGGGGACGGGAGGGAAAGGGAGGCAGGAUCGUCCAGGGCAGCCCCGCCCCCGCCCUCCAGGGCUCGCCCCGGGGAGGGAGGGGCGGGCGUACCUCCCCUUCCCAGAAGCCUCCACGCUGGGGCUGGAGGAUUCGAGACAUUUGGUCCUCCCGACCGCCCAGAGCGGCCCGGGACCGGGACAGCGGUAGAGGGGAAGAAGGGGGCCGACAACGGCGCUAGAACUUGAAGUGACGUCACCAAAAGGCGGGGCUCAGGAGGAGAGACUUCCGGGCGGCGCGGGAGAGGAAAGAUUGAGGUGAGGAAAGCGCGAGAGGGGGCGGGGGGCUCUCUGUGAUUCUGUCUCUGCAUCUCCCUGCAUCUCCCCAUCUCUGUGCAUCCGUGUCUCCACAUCGCUUUCUUUCUGCAUCUUCCUGUCUCUGCGCAUCCCUGUCUCUGCGUGUCUGCGCAUCCUCCUAUCUCUGCAGCUCUUUCUCCAUCUUUGUGUAUCUCUCUGUCUGCAUCUUCCUGUCUCUCUGUCUCUGCGUCUCUUUAUCUCUGUAUCUGCCUCUCCCCAGUUCUGCAUGUCUCUGUAUCUCCUUGUCUCUCAAUCGGCCUCGGUUAUCUAUCUCUGCAUCUUUUUAUCUCUGUCACUGCAUCCCUAUCUCUGUAUCUCUGUCUCUGCACAUUUCUCCCAGCUGCUGCCCCCUCCCCUCCCAGCCCUGUUGCGUGGGCUCAGGCCCUCCCUCCCCCCUCCCCAGCCCUGGGGAGCCACCAGUAACCUUGCAUUUCUCCCUGUCUCUUCAGGCUUGCUGUGCCAGAGCCUCUGCUGCCUCCGGGAAGGAUCAUGUCUGCAGGGUGGGGGGCCACAGCCCCCCAGGACCCCCAGACCGCCCCCUGGGGUCCCUGGAAGCAGGAGGCCCCCGCCUGGGGCCGGCUCUUCCGGACCUUCCGCUACCAGGAGGCAGCGGGUCCCCGCGAGGCUCUGGGGCGGCUGCGGGAGCUGUGCUGGAGGUGGCUGCGCCCGGAGAGCCUCAGCAAGGAGCAGAUGCUGGAGCUGCUGGUGCUGGAGCAGUUCCUCAGCGUCCUGCCCCCAGAGAUCCAGGCCUGGGUGCGAGAGCAGUGUCCUGAGACUGGCGAGGAGGCUGUGAGCCUGGUGGAGGGCCUGCAGGUCACGGUCGGUGCACGUGGGGAGAAGGCGCAGGUGGAGGAGACCCCCGAGGUGCCUCAGCCGGACGCCAGGGUCAGCGGCAGCUCCGCGUGGCCCAGUUCUCCCGGGCCGCUGGGCCAUCUCCUGGGACGCCCACCAGUUUCCACCUCUGAGGUGGCCAUCAGUCAGGAAGGAGGGGACAAGCCGGGGGCUCUGGACCUGCCUGGAGACGCAGGUUGUGGGACGGAGACCAAGGGCCAGAAAUGGGCUCCCAAGCAGGAAGUGUCCGAAGAAGAGUCACAGGCAGGGGGGUGGGAGGCUUCCCAGGGGGUGCAGCGGGGAGGAGCCUGGGAUUGUCUGGGGGGGCCCUUCCUGGAGGAGGAGCUGAAGAGGUCCCCGUCUUCGGAAAGAGAUUUCAGGAAGCCUCCCCCCGAGAGGGCCGAGAAGGCGCGGGCCCACCUUGGGCAGGGCGGGGAGCCGGGUCGGGUGGCCCGCAGGCGCCGGACCAGGGCAGCCAGACCUCACGAGUGCGAGCUGUGCAAUCAGAGCUUUAAGGCGGGGGCCGAGCUGAGCAAGCACCAGAAGCUCCACGCGGGGCAGAAGCCUUGCAGGUGCAAAGAGUGCGGAAAGGUGUUCAGCCAGAGCUCCUACCUCCUCCAGCACCAGAGAGUCCACACCGGCGAGAAGCCCUACCCGUGCCGCGAGUGCGGGAAGGCUUUCGCCUGGAGCUCCAACCUGAUCCAGCACCAGAGGAUCCACACGGGCGAGAAGCCCUAUGAGUGCAGGGAGUGCGGGAAGGCCUUCCGGGCGCACUCGCAGCUCAUCCACCACCAGAAGAUCCACACCGGCGAGAAGCCCUACCAGUGCAACGAGUGCGGCAAGUCCUUCGGCAGGAGCACCACGCUCAUCCAGCACCAGAGGAUCCACACUGGCGAGAAGCCCUACCAGUGCAAGGAGUGCGGGAAAGCCUUCAACUGGAACUCCAACUUCAUCGAGCACCAGCGCAUCCACACCGGGGAGCGGCCGCACGAGUGCAAAGAGUGCGGGAAGGCCUUCAGCCAGAGCUCCAACCUCAUCGAGCACCUCAAGAUCCACACGGGGGAGAAGCCCCACGAGUGCCGGCAGUGCGGGAAGGCCUUCAUGAGGAUCUCCGGCCUGCGGCAGCACCAGCGCAUCCACACCGGCGAGAAGCCCUACCCCUGCCACGAGUGCGGGAAGACCUUCCGCGAGAGCUCGCAGCUCAUCCAGCACCAGCGGAUCCACACUGGGGAGCGGCCCUACGAGUGCCCCGAGUGCGGGAAGGCCUUCAUCCUGAUCUCCAACCUCACGGAGCACCAGAGGAUCCACACCGGGGAGAAGCCGCACGAGUGCCCCGAGUGCGGGAAGGCCUUCAGCCAGCGGUCGAACCUCAUCAGCCACCAGAGGAUCCACACCGGAGAGAAGCCCUACGAGUGCGCCGAGUGCGGCAAGACCUUCAAGGGCAGCUCCGGCCUGGUCCACCACCAGCGCAUUCACACGGGCGAGAGGCCCUACGCGUGCAACGAGUGCGGGAAGACCUUCCGCGGGAGCUCGGAGCUGAGGCAGCACCAGAGGCUGCACUCCGGGGAGAAGCCCUUCGUGUGCAGCCAGUGCGGGAAGGCCUUCGUCCGCAACUCGGAGCUCAACAGCCACCGGCGGAUCCACACCGGGGAGAGGCCCUACAAGUGCGGCGUGUGCGGCAAGCCCUUCAGCCACCGCUCCAACCUCAACGAGCACCAGAAGAGACACGCGGGGCUGCCGCUGAAGCCGUGAUCCGAAGGCUGGACGCAGGCGCCGAGGGGCGGCCCCCUCGUGCGCACCAACGGAGGCGGGAACCCUGGCGGCCGGUUCCUUCCACCGGGAAAUGCUCGAA